CUUGUGAAAAAGGUAACUCUCGGUCAUUUCAGGGUAGUGAGACGAUGGUGGUAGAGGCACAACUGACCGGGUUUUCCCACUGCUGAAGGUGUUACGUCUGGGGUACAGUGGACUGCAUAUUAUCGUUUUUGUGGAAUUCUUAUUGGUGUCUGCUAGAGGACUUCUCUGAGGCGUCCUGUUCCACAUAGUUAUCCUAACGCCCUGAAACAUCUCUGGGAACAGCGCAGCAUUAGAAACCAGUCGGACCACCACUGCUGCUCAGUUCCCUUCCCCUUCCUGAAUUCUUCAGAGAACAGUAUGGGUCUCCAGUCAGACUCAGCACUCGAAGCUAUCCUCCUCUUUCCAGUUCACCUUUUGGUAUGGCUGUACUCCGUCCUGUCUUUCCUGCCCUGGUACUUCAUCACUGGUGCCGGGGAAAGACAAGCUCAGUCUAAACGGAUAAAGGCACGCUCGGUCACAGGCCGUCCAGAGGGACCAUAUCGCUGUGUGGACCACUUCGAUGCCCUUGCUACGGAGGACUUCCCAGGCAAGGACACUCUAGAUAAGCUGUUUGACCAUGCCGUGCAGCGCUUUGGGCAAGGUCAUUGUCUCGGCACCCGUGAUAUACUGAGUGAAGAGAAUGAGGUUCAGCCUAGCGGAAAAGUAUUUAAAAAGCUGAUCCUGGGGGAGUAUAGGUGGUUCUCCUACAAUGAAAUGGACUGUGCAGUCAGCCAGUUUGGCAGCGGAUUGGCGGCUCUGGGGCAACAGCCUAAGAGCAGUAUUGCAAUAUUCUGUGAAACCAGAGCGGAGUGGAUGAUCACUGCUCAGGCAUGCUUUAGGAGGAAUUUCCCAUUGGUGACAUUCUAUGCCACUCUGGGAGACGAGGCCAUUGCAUUUGGACUGAACGAGACUGGAGUCACACAUCUUGUUACCAGUGCGGAUCUGCUUGAGAAUAAACUGAAGAAUGUGCUUCCACUGAUCCCCAAACUGAAGCAUGUGAUCUACGUGGACCAGAAGAAAGUGAACACAGAAGGCUACCCAGCAGGGUUGUCCAUCCACAGCAUGCAUGCUGUUCAAGAGCUGGGCUCGCUGCCUGAGAACAUGGGGAGGGCUAUUGUGAAGCCCCAGCCUUCGGAUCUUGCUGUGGUGAUGUACACCAGCGGCUCUACAGGCAGACCUAAAGGAGUCAUGAUUGUCCACAGUAACCUGAUUGCAGGAAUGACUGGCCAGUGUGAACGCAUCCCUGGGCUUGGGCCUGAUGAUACCUACAUAGCCUAUCUGCCCCUGGCUCAUGUUCUUGAAAUGACAGCUGAGAUCUCCUGUGUCACAUACGGUUGUCGGAUAGGCUACUCAUCCCCCCAGACACUGUCAGACCAGUCCACAAAGAUAAAGAAAGGAAGUAAAGGAGACAGCUCUGUGCUCAAACCCACCCUGAUGGCAGCUGUGCCGGAAAUUAUGGAUCGCAUCAACAGGAAUGUGAUGAGCAAAGUGCAAGAAAUGAAUUUUCUUCAGAAGAAGCUGUUUACCCUUGGCUACAAAUAUAAACUAGAUCAGAUAAAGAGAGGCUAUGACGCACCCCUAUGCAACGUCCUGUUGUUCAGGAAAGUGAAGAAACUUCUGGGAGGACGAGUGAGGAUGAUGUUGUCUGGAGGAGCUCCCCUGUCCGCAGCCACUCAGCGAUUUAUGAACGUGUGUUUCUGUUGUCCGGUGGGUCAGGGGUAUGGACUCACUGAAACAUGCGGAGCAGGCACCAUCACCGAGGUUGCGGACGUCAGCACUGGCCGUGUUGGAGCUCCUCUGCUCUGCUGUGAGAUCAAACUCAGGGACUGGGCUGAAGGUGGGUACACCAGCAAAGACCAGCCAAACCCAAGAGGCGAGAUCCUGAUCGGUGGUCCCAAUGUUACCAUGGGUUACUACAGGAACGAGAGCAAAAAUCAGGACUUUUUUGUGGAUGAAAAAGGUCAGAGAUGGUUCUGCACCGGGGAUGUAGGAGAGAUCUACCCAGAUGGAUGUCUACAAAUAGUGGAUCGCAAGAAGGAUCUGGUGAAACUGCAGGCCGGGGAGUACGUGUCGCUCGGUAAAGUGGAGUCUGCUCUGAAAAACUGCUCCCUCAUAGACAACAUCUGUGCUUACGCAAACAGUGAGCAGAACUACGUGAUCAGCUUUGUGGUUCCCAACCAGAAGAGUUUAACGGAACUGGCCAAACAGCGAGGCAUCGUGGCAGCAUGGGAGGAGAUCUGUACUCACCCCGACAUGGAAAGGGAAGUCCUGAAGGAGAUCAAGGAGGUCGCUGUUAACAUUAAACUGCAACGGUUUGAGAUUCCUGUGAAGGUGCACCUGAGCCCGGAGCCGUGGACCCCAGAGACGGGUCUUGUCACAGACGCAUUCAAGCUGAAGAGGAAGGAGCUGAAGAACCACUAUCUCCAUCACAUAGAGAGGAUGUACGGCGGCAAAUAACCCCCAUCAAUGUCAGCCAUGAUUCUGUUACCAUGAAACCACUGUUUUGGUCUGUAAAUAAUCCUCUGGUACCUUGUUGGAUUUUUUUUGUCACAUGCUGCUUAGUUUUUUGUUGUUGUGUGGUUUUGAUUGUCAAAGAGCCCAUGAAAGAGGGUUUAAGACCAUUUCAGCACUCAACUGCCAUCCACUUGAAUUCCCUAGCACUUAGUUUGAAGCUAAAUGACCACUGUCAUCUUGAUGUUGAUGAUGCUUUGUUGUUACGUCCAUGGAAAGCGUUAAGUGUACUCUUCAAGGAGGCUUGUAAAUGUUUUUGUAAAGAUGGAGUCCUGAUGUUACUGUGCCUUCAGUCUGCUGUACUUGCGUAGUCAAGCAGAUUAGCGGCAUCUAGAUUAAAAACAAAUAGUUUGUGCUUUUGUUACAAGAAUGGCUUCACUGUCAAGUUUACCCACCAAGAAACACUGACAUGGAUCAAGACAGAAAAAACAAUACUCAUGAUUAUGUCUGCUUAUCCACUUAUUACGUCUGUUUUUCUUAUUUAUGCUUUUGUUAUUGUCAAUUUAUUGAGAAAAUAAGACCAAAAUGUGCAAACACAAAACUCAGGAAGAUAAGCAAAUGUUUUAAUAUAUGAACUUUACAAAUAGUGGGUUGCUUGUAUAGAAAGAAUUUCAAUUCAAAUGUAUGGUGGGCACCUUAUUUAUUUAAGAACAAGCAUGCUUAACUCCUAAAAGGCUUAUUGGCAUACGCUAGUCACAACUGGCACACUGUAAUAUUGUUUUACCUCAGUUAACAGGUCAAUGUACAAAUUUGGUAUACGGUUAUCUGAAGCGAAGUCUGUUCAUUUUAAUAUUAAAGUGUUUUCUAUGUUCUUUUGAGGUGUUGUCUAAUAGAUUUGUAUCAUUAAAACCAGGGAAGCAGACAUUGAGUCACUUAACGGUUUGUUUGGUGAUCCUGUUUGUAUUUAUUAUUCCACCAUUAUGAUCACAUGCCUUGUUCAACAGUUUAGGAAUAAAAGUCUUUUCAUAUUCA
This is a messenger RNA of Labrus mixtus (cuckoo wrasse), 3462 nucleotides long. RefSeq names its product acyl-CoA synthetase long chain family member 4a (gene acsl4a). The coding region runs from base 298 to 2436 and encodes 712 amino acids. The record is from RefSeq and is a predicted model, not a curated record. NCBI's taxonomy places the organism in Eukaryota, Metazoa, Chordata, Actinopteri, Labriformes, Labridae. Gene Ontology annotation, molecular function: arachidonate-CoA ligase activity. Gene Ontology annotation, biological process: neuron differentiation; long-chain fatty acid metabolic process; long-chain fatty-acyl-CoA metabolic process. The transcript has 15 exons. Gene Ontology annotation, cellular component: endoplasmic reticulum; plasma membrane; lipid droplet.